This is a messenger RNA of Helobdella robusta, 1925 nucleotides long. RefSeq lists its product as hypothetical. Gene Ontology annotation, cellular component: cytoplasm; plasma membrane. The record is from RefSeq and is a predicted model, not a curated record. The coding region runs from base 49 to 1593 and encodes 514 amino acids. NCBI's taxonomy places the organism in Eukaryota, Metazoa, Annelida, Clitellata, Rhynchobdellida, Glossiphoniidae. Gene Ontology annotation, molecular function: protein binding. The transcript has 12 exons.
AAAAGCUCUAUCAAUUAUUAAUAAUUAAAUUUAAUAAAAAUUUGAAAUAUGGUCAUUAAAGCGCGCUUAAUUGAUGAAGUAAAAUCUUUCUUAUUAGAUCUGUCGAUAUUUCUAUGCGAUUCACUAGCUGGGGCCGGCCUGCCGAAAAAUGUCGACAGGGAGAGGAUUGACGUGCAGAAUAAACUUCAAAAACUCACAGAAAAAUUUCCGGAAUUGGCCGCCAUAUCCAAAGAUCAAAAAUCUAGCUCAUCACUGAGCAACAAAAAAUCUGAAGACGAAGAUGACGAAGAGUAUUACGAUGACGUCACGAACAACAACAACAUCGGUAGCAGCAGUAACGACAACUACAGCGGCAGCAUCAACAGCAGCAACAACAGCAACCACACAAACUUUUCUUCUUCAAAUUCUCUGAGCAAUGUAAACCGAGAACAAGGUAAAACUUCGGCGCCCCAAGGCAUAUCUGCAACGAUAAAGGGCUACCUCAUACAAAGAGCUGGUCCAAAACAGAGCAAUUUUUUGUCAAAAAUUUUAAAUACCCGAAAGUAUUGCAUGAUUGGCGAUGGAAAGUUGAACGUAUAUGACUACAUGAAUUCCAAAAAAACAUCCUUGGUAAUUGAUCUUAGAGGCUAUGAAGUAAGAGUAUCGGAGAAACAUGCCAAUAAAAAAGAAUUCUGUUUCGACCUUCAUUCUCCGGGAAAAAAAUCACAUUACUUCACUGCAAAUACUAACGAGGAAAUGACUUCGUGGGUUGACGUUAUUCGCGUUGAGGCAAAAAAAAUUCCUCCAAGCACACACUCCGACGCAAGUGAAUGCAAGGACGAGGUGGAUUACGAUGAAGUUGAGGAACCCUAUGAGGAUACCAGCGAGAUGCUACUGGCAAACACAGAGAUCAGGAAAUCCAAAUCACCUUCCAUAAUUCCUGAUGAUGAUGAUGAGUUAAACCCGCAGGAGUUGUACGACGACAUCAAUCCAGAAAACAACAACAACAAUAAAAAUAACAACAAUAACAAUAGAGAUAGCAAUAAUGACGAAGAUGAUGAUGGAGAGUUAUAUGAUGACAUUGCAGAUUUCAACGAAAACAACAAACAAAGCAUCACUACCCUUCCCAUGAAGAACAUCGACUUCAGGAAAGACAAUCAAGGAGUGCCCAAGAAAAACAACACAGCCUAUAAAAACGACAAUGACGUCACGCCGUUACCAAAAACACCUUUGAAAUCUUCCGCGGGCCCUAUUUUACUCCCGAAAUCUAUAACGACCCCUCCCAUUCUUUCUUUGAAAUCUUCAGCGAACCCGUUGAAAUCUCCCGCGGCCUCUAACAAUUCGCCGGGGGGACCCGCGGCAGUCCCUGAAAAUUCACAGCCAACCAUUGUGGUUUCUUGCAAUGGCUAUCCGCCCUUUGAAAAGAUGUACUUUGGGAAGUUUGCUUGCUCUGGUGAUAGCAAAGAAGAACUUACGUUUAAAUGUGGCGACGUGUUAACGGUACUUAGUCAACAGUUCGACAAUUUCGGAUGGUGGGUGGCUGAGUUGGGCGACCAGGUGGGCCUCGUUCCCAGGGACUAUCUAACACCCGCUUAUGAAUUAAUUGAUGGAUGAUUGUGAUUAAUAUGAUGACGACGACGAUGAUGAUGCCACAGAUCUGAUUGAUUAUAACAUAUACCCAUAGAGUCAACUGAUAUAUAUAUAUAUAUAUAUAUAUAUAUAUAUAUAUACUUGAUUAUUUCACACACAUAGAUACAUACAUAUUGACUUGAGAUUAUGCCAUACAUAUAAACUUAUAAAAGCUCUAUUCUUAGUGUGUCUAUCAAUUAUUAUUAUAAUUAUUAUGAUGAUGAUGAUUAAUGAUGAUGAUAAUGAUGAUGAUGGUGAUUAAAAUGAUGACGACGAUGAUGACGAUUCUUGUUUAUGCAUUUAUUUCAUUAAAAGUU